Photinus pyralis (common eastern firefly) is the source of this 2110-nucleotide messenger RNA. RefSeq names its product peripheral plasma membrane protein CASK (gene CASK). The coding region runs from base 364 to 1836 and encodes 490 amino acids. Gene Ontology annotation, biological process: regulation of neurotransmitter secretion. Gene Ontology annotation, molecular function: signaling receptor binding. NCBI's taxonomy places the organism in Eukaryota, Metazoa, Arthropoda, Insecta, Coleoptera, Lampyridae. The transcript has 14 exons. Gene Ontology annotation, cellular component: cell-cell junction; plasma membrane. The record is from RefSeq and is a predicted model, not a curated record.
UAAAUUACGAAAAACCAGAGAAUGGGAAUUCGAUCUAAGUUAAAAGAAAUAUCGCCGCUCAAACGUUUCGAUAAUCUAUCUAAAGUCCGUUUAGUGAAAAGAAUUUAAAUUUCGGUAUAAAAUUGGAACGUACCUCGUUCCCUAUUCACGACAACAAAGCCAACCCAAAUCGGUUAACAACUAGAUCAUGUAAUAAAAAAAUUCGGAAGGUGUGCUCGCGGUAAAUUGAGAACUUUAUAUAUCCUGAGUGCUCUUCAAGGCAAAGAAUCGAAGUGCAAACAGAUCCCAAUGGACUUUGGAAGAGUGAGAACAUCAAGAAAGUGGUUUUUUAUUGAGCAUUUGCUGUAAUGCGAUUUCGAUGCUAUGCUGUGUUACGCUCUUCUGCAGGCUCACGAUGUGGUGGCACACGAAAUUUACGGUGAAGAUGCAAUGCGAGUUACACCGCCUCCUCUACUUCCAUAUCUCAAUGGGGGUGAAGAACUCGACGGUACCAAUGGAGAGGUGGAGAUGGAAAACGUCACGAGGGUCCGAUUGGUUCAGUUUCAAAAAAAUACAGAUGAACCUAUGGGAAUAACGUUAAAAAUGAACGAAGAUGGCAAAUGCAUUGUAGCGAGGAUAAUGCACGGUGGUAUGAUCCAUCGACAAGCGACACUUCACGUCGGUGACGAAAUAAGGGAGAUUAAUGGAAUACCUGUACAAAACCAGUCCGUUAAUGCCCUGCAAAAAAUUCUCAGGGAGGCGAGAGGUUCAAUUACUUUUAAAAUUGUUCCAUCGUAUCGAAGUGCUCCGCCGCCUUGCGAGUUGUUCAGGAUCAAACCUCUUCCAGUUUUAAUAUUUGUUAGAGCUCAGUUUGAUUACGACCCAUUGGAGGAUGAGUUAAUACCCUGCGCUCAAGCUGGAAUUGCUUUUAAAACUGGUGAUAUUUUACAAAUAAUUAGUAAAGAUGAUCAUCAUUGGUGGCAAGCACGAAAAGAUAAUUCAGCUGGUUCUGCUGGAUUAAUUCCUUCCCCAGAGCUUCAGGAGUGGAGGGCAGCUUGUGCUGCUAUGGAAAAAACCAAACAUGAACAAGACAUGGAGAAAGGAUGUACUUCUCAUGCAAAUGGUUGUGAUGGUUCCUCAGUCAAUUGCUCAAUCUUCAGUCGUAAGAAGAAACAAUAUAAGGAUAAAUAUUUGGCAAAACAUAACGCAGUUUUCGACCAAUUAGAUUUAGUUACAUAUGAAGAGGUUGUUAAAUUACCAAGUUUUCUAGUGGCGGACCCUGCUUUCAAACGGAAAACCUUGGUACUACUAGGUGCUCACGGAGUAGGCCGACGGCAUAUUAAAAACACACUUAUAGCAAAGCAUCCUGAUCAGUAUGCAUAUCCUAUACCACAUACCACAAGAGCGCCGAGGCCGGAUGAGGAAAAUGGAAGAAAUUAUUUCUUUGUCUCCCAUGAUGAAAUGAUGGCUGACAUAGCUGCGAAUGAAUAUUUAGAAUAUGGAACACAUGAAGAAGCAAUGUAUGGCACAAAAUUGGAGACGAUUAGAAAAAUUCAUCACGAGGGAAAGAUGGCAAUACUGGAUGUAGAACCCCAAGCACUUAAAAUAUUACGAACUGCCGAAUUUUCACCGUAUGUUGUCUUUAUCGCCGCACCUGCUUUGCAGAAUUUAAAUGAUUAUGACGGUAGCCUAGAAAGGCUGGCGAAAGAAUCCGACAUGCUUCGUCAGGCGUAUGGACACUACUUCGAUUUGACUAUUGUUAAUAAUGAUAUAGAAGAAACAAUUACAGCAUUAGAAAACGCAAUCGACCGUGUUCACAAUACUCCACAAUGGAUACCAGUCUCGUGGGUAUACUGACAACAAGAGUCUUCGGAUUUGGAUUCUCUGCAAAAUUUCUAAGACAAGCGUUAUUUUGCAGAGUAUUAACGCUUUAGUACAUCAUAUUAUAUUUUUAAACAAAAAUAUGUAAAACCAAAAGAAAACGCAUCUUAAUUUGUAUAAACUGCUUGUUAUUUAGAAAAAAAUCAAUGUUUAUGGAUACCAAAAACAUAUAGUGUGAUGAGAAUAUUCUUAAAUUUUGCUUUCAUAAGAUUAAAUUUCAAAUAAAAUGAAAAGUACCGUUUAAAACAAA